CGACCUGCUAAGUCUGUGAUUGACGUGGCGACGGGGCAAUCAGAAAUGGGUAUUCGCAUCAAUGGGCGGGCCCUUGUGCUUUUAGCACCACUGAGCGGUAAGCAGGCUUUGCCAGGUUAGGUUGAGGGUGCAACCGUGUACAAUCCUCACUAACAGGCGAUACAGGCAGGCAGAGGGAUUGUUGGAAUUCAUUUUUUCUGUUUAGAUCGAUCUUUCCCCCCUUAAUCUCAACAAAUGUGAGGCUUCUGGUGUAUUUGUUUAAAAUCCCAUUUUAACACAGAGACCAUGUCUACUGAAAAAACAGAUCCGUCUGAAGCACCGCCGCAGACAUCAUCGCCUCCCCCCUACAGUCAGGUGAUUGAGGUGCAGCACAAUGCCCCGUCCCCAGGUUACUCCGUGCAGGUGCGGAUGCCCCCUCUUCCCGUUGGCGAGCGGGGAUACAUGCAGGAGACACAGUUCCAUGGCAGAGCCCCAGGAUACACCACCCUGCUGCCACACGGACCCAUGGGUCCCUCUCCCUACAUCGCACCACCACCUCCGGGCUACGCUGUCCAGCUUCAGCCCUACACAACCCUCGUUCCCAUCUAUCCCAUUGGGAAUCCUCCUCAGCCAUACCUACCAGGAUAUCCGGGAAUUGCUCCAAAUGGCCCACAGCCCCGGAUCCCUUCGGGAUUCAGAAUCAUGGAGCCCCAAAGAUCGCCACACGACUACCUCCCCAUCGCUGUGUUGACCACCAUUUGCUGUUUCUGGCCCACAGGGAUCAUUGCCAUUAUCAAAGCAUUGGAGACUCGGGCAGCAAUGUCACGGGGAGACCACCUCUCAGCGCAGAUCGCCUCCCGCCAGGCUCGAAACUACUCUUUCAUCAGCCUGGCCGUGGGCAUCUCCGCCAUGGUCCUCUGUGCCAUCCUAGUGAUCGUCGUGGCGAUUGAGGCCAAGCACCGCGAUGCUGAAUGGGGCCCUUAGCCCCAUGGGAAGCAGCUCGAGCAACUGUGGCUCCGCAGUGGUUGGGUCGCCAGCUCCUCUCAAUCACCCUGGAGUUUCAAAUCUAUCUCUCCAACAAGCGGAGACAAGGAAAUUUAACAUCGAGGCAUUCAAGAACAGAAUCCACUUUCAUUUUCUUUGAACUGCUUUUAUUGAUACAAACAUUGGCGAUUGGGCCGGUCACGUGACAAAGACUCUCAAAGUAUGUCCAGUCAAGGAUGGCAAUCCCAAAGCUUUGGCAGUGGAGAUCAAUGGCAGAUCCAUUACAGCCCUGAUUCAUUCAAGACAAACAUUUCCACAUGUAACAAACCCACUUGCCUUGCUGACUUCUUCCUGAACCCUACAGCUUGUACACCAUUGAAGAGCAAUCACUCCUGCAGACUUCUGCACCUCCAGCAACGUGCUGCUGCUUCCCCCGUUUGCAGUGUGCUUGAGAUCAGUUCUGUAGCUGUGUGAACGUUCAAAGAAAUACUGAGUAUGACAGGCAGUUUGUUGGAGUCAGGGCAGCAUUCAGACUGAGUCUAUAUAAAUAGCAAAUAGUUAAAGUGUGAAAAAUAAACAGCUGUUUU
Molecule: messenger RNA, 1550 nt
Organism: Pristis pectinata (smalltooth sawfish)
Lineage: Eukaryota; Metazoa; Chordata; Chondrichthyes; Rhinopristiformes; Pristidae
Product: proline-rich transmembrane protein 1-like
Exons: 4
Coding region: 286-963 (225 amino acids)
Cellular component (GO): membrane
Source: RefSeq, a predicted model, not a curated record